AUGCGCCGAGCGGUGUGCGCCGCGCGAGCGAAAGAGUCGGGAUCUCGCGAGUUUGAACUGGGUUGGCGCGCGGCGUGGUCCAGCGGUCAGGCGGUCCAAACGACAUCGGCGUUUCGACCGUUUGUAUGGGACGUCGCGACGCAGUGGGCAAUGGCGCCGAAGCAGCGGUCGAAGGUGUACGCGUCGGCCCCCGCCGCGGGCCGGCCGGUGUUCGAUGAACCCGAGCGCAUCCCGGGAAUCCCGAUGAAGGCCCCGGUGCCCAAGUUCCCGAAGAAGGCGCCGUCGUCGGCGCGGCGAGCGCCCACGGCGGAGGAGAGGAGAAAAACAGCGGAGGAUGCCGAGAAGCGCGCGAGGGCGGAGCUCGACGCGGAGGUGGCCGCGAGGCUCGCCGAGGCGGACGCGAUGAAAGUCGCGCUCGCCGAUGCCGCACGGAGCAUCCGCGCCGUCCUCGCCAAGGGCCUCGCGCCGCGCGAACCCGGCCAGGCCAAGCCCGGGGGACGCAUCAUCCGCGAGUCGUCCAAGGAGAACCGCGGGGCGAACGUCGUGGGGACGGAGGAGACGCCGGAGGAGAGGAACGCGCCCCUCCUCGCCAAGUUCCGACGCGCGCAGGCCGACAGGGCGGAGCAGGACAAGGUCAUCGCCGCGAUGCGCGGGCUCCUGAGACGCGCGGGAGCCACCCCCGAGAUGAUCGACCGCGCCGUCGACCGCGAGCUCUUCCCGGGCGUCGAGAACCCAUCCGACGAAUCAGUCGUCGCGCCGGGAUCGUCGCGCGAGCUGCUGAUGCGCGAGGUUCGACGCCUUCGAGCUCGCGAGAAGGCUGCGUCGGGGGUGGUGACGGCCAAGACGGGCGGGCCGAGGGCUCCGGGCGGCGGCGGAAGCUUCGAGGCGCGAUCGCGUCUCGCCGCGGUGGCCGCAGCGCUCGAGGACGUCGCCAACGGCCGAGCGCCCGCGGCUUCGCGACCGUCCGAGCAUCCGGGAACCCUCGGCACCAUCGGCACCGUCGGCACCCUCGGCACCGUCGGCACCGUCACCGCGCCGCCCCCGAUCGCGCUCGCGUCCCCGCGGAUGCCGCCGCCGCCGCCCAUCGCGAUACCCCCGCCGUCGCCGUCGCCGUCCGUCCUAUCCGACAUCGACGGAGCCGCCGCGAUGGACGCGUUGGAGCGACGACUGGGCCGGCAGCUCGAGCACCAGGCUCGGAUGAUCGAGGCGACGACGCGCCAGCUCGAGGCGCAGCACAGGGAGGACACGGCGCGGCUGGAGCGGGAGGCCAAGGCUCGAGCCGAGGAGGUGAAACGAGCGAGGCGCGAGAGCGAGCAGCUCGUGGCGGAGACGGCGGAGAGGGUGGUGGACGUGGCGCGGCGGUCGCUGCCGCAGACCCCGGUGCCCACCCCGCGGGGGCGGGAUAUCGGCGCGAGGGAGGAGCCCGGCGGCGACGGCGGCGCCCGCGGCGAUAAAGCGUCGGACAAAGCGGCGGACAAAGCGGCGACGAAGAUGAACGAACGCAUGGCGGAGGUCAUCGACGAUCUCGUCGACGAGUUGCGUCUGGGCGCGGAGACGGCGGCGGAACGCGACGAGUCACGAAAGCAGGAACACGCGCUCGUCGCCAAGAGGCUCGAGGAGGUGACGAAAUCGCACAGCAUGAACCUCAAAGCCGCCAAAGCCGACAUCGCUCGAGUCACCAAGGACGAAAUCGCCAAACUGGACAAGGUCAACGAGGAACGCGCGAGGGACCUAGCCGCGACGGUGCUCGCCUCCGAGCAGGUGCUCUCCAUCCGCGUCGAGGAGGGCGUCGAGAGGAACGCGUCGGAGGUCAAGGCGGCGGUGGAGGCGGCGAGGGCGAAGGAGGAGGCGGCGAGGGCGAAGGACAUCGCCGACGUCGCGGAGAAAAUCGACGAGGCGGCGUCCGCCGCCACCGCGCGCGCCGCGUCGCUCGAACGCGAGCUCGCCGCCGCGCUGGAGCGCUUGGAGCUCGAGCUCGUUGGCGCCAGGGGAGAGACGGCGAAGAUCAGGCGGGAGUUUGAAGAGACCGCGCACACCCGCGCGGAGACGCGAGUCGCCGCCGCCGAGGCUUCCGCGGCGGUGCGCGAGGUGGCUAAACUUCAGAAGCGGCUGCUCGCGGCGCAGGUGGACGCGCGGCUGGGAUGGCGGGAGACGCAGAGACUGCACGCGGCUCGCAUGGAGAACAUGGCGGCCAAGCUGGUGGAGUACACGUCGCGGGAGCGAAGGCUUUCCGAUGAGCUUCACGAGCGCGGGGUUCAGCUCGAGCUCGAGCGGCGGGAACACGCUCGGCUGCGGGGGAUGCACGCGGAGAUGUGGAAGGAGACUUCCGUCGCUCGGCGCGGGCGGUACGAGGCGGAGCUCGCGGCGUCCACCGCAGCGGAGGCUGCGGCGGCGGCGCGGGACGCCGCCGUUCGAGAGAUUUCAAAAUCCAGGGACGUGGCGCUCGCCGAGAUGGCCAGGCUCAGGGCGCACUACGAGUCCAUCGCGGCGGCGAACCCGAAGGCGCAGGGGAAGGCCGAGGCCGCCACCGUCGUCGAGGCCCUCAACGCAGAGCUCGCAGAGGCUCUGAGGCAGCGGCGCAGCGUCGAGGGCGACCUGCAGGACGCUCUGCGGCGGUUGAGGCUUCACGCCGCGGAUCUCGUGGCGAGCAGGCGGGAGAUUUUGUCACUGCGGGAGGCGCUGGAGCGAUCGGGCGCCGCGGGCGACGGCGACGGCGGCGACGCGGCGGCGGCGGACGCGAGUCGCCAGUCGCGUCCGGUCGAGCCCGUCCGAUCGGGCGAGCCGCUCACGCCUCGGGAGUUUGACGCGCCGCCGGUGAUGUUUCAAACGCCGCCAGCUGUGUACCCGACGAGUCGCGGCUCGAUCGCGAUCGUGGACGAGGACGAGGCGAGCGAGACGGGCGAGACGAGCGAGGGUUCGCCGGAGAUGCGCGCGAUGCUCAAGGCGUCCGCGGAGGCGAGGGAACGGCUCGAGGCGCUGACGAGGCUGAGGUUCGACGAGGUUCCCCUGUCGCCCAAGUAG
Micromonas commoda is the source of this 3021-nucleotide messenger RNA. RefSeq lists its product with no specific name. The record is from RefSeq and is a predicted model, not a curated record. NCBI's taxonomy places the organism in Eukaryota, Viridiplantae, Chlorophyta, Mamiellophyceae, Mamiellales, Mamiellaceae. The transcript has a single exon. The coding region runs from base 1 to 3021 and encodes 1006 amino acids.